This is a messenger RNA of Tachysurus vachellii, 321 nucleotides long. Its product is annotated as 10 kDa heat shock protein, mitochondrial-like. Bases 1 to 321 code for a protein of 106 amino acids. The record is from RefSeq and is a predicted model, not a curated record. Gene Ontology annotation, molecular function: metal ion binding; protein folding chaperone; protein-folding chaperone binding. Gene Ontology annotation, cellular component: mitochondrial matrix. The transcript has 4 exons. Lineage: Eukaryota; Metazoa; Chordata; Actinopteri; Siluriformes; Bagridae.
AUGGGCUUCUACAUCCGGGCUAAGGCUUUCCGGAAAUUCCUGCCCAUGUUCGACCAAGUACUGGUGGAGCGGUUAACAGCACAGACUGUGACAAAAGGAGGCAUCAUGAUUCCAGAAAUAUACCAGGGCAAAGUGCUCCAGGCCACCGUGGUGGCUGUGGGACCUGGUGCCACCGACAAGACUGGAGCUGUAAGGCCUGUCAGUGUGAAUGUUGGAGAGAAGGUUCUACUACUAGAAUAUGGAGGCACGAAAGUGGUUCUUGAUGAUAAGGACUAUUUCUUGUUCCGGGAUGCAAAUAUUCUAGGAAAAUAUGUUGAUUAA